Biomphalaria glabrata is the source of this 977-nucleotide messenger RNA. RefSeq names its product dynein light chain Tctex-type 5-like. Gene Ontology annotation, biological process: microtubule-based movement. The transcript is spliced from 6 exons. NCBI's taxonomy places the organism in Eukaryota, Metazoa, Mollusca, Gastropoda, Planorbidae. The coding region runs from base 266 to 916 and encodes 216 amino acids. Gene Ontology annotation, molecular function: dynein intermediate chain binding. The record is from RefSeq and is a predicted model, not a curated record. Gene Ontology annotation, cellular component: cytoplasmic dynein complex; cytoplasm.
GUGAGUCACUCAAUCUUCACUAUUGAAGAUAGCAACAGUGGGCUACUCCAAUAAUAUGGCCGAAAAAAAAAAGUGACGUCAACUGAAAAGAAAUCUAGGCUAGUUUGUACGACGAAUUCGAACUCGAGGGCUAAAGUCUCCUCAAGCCAAUACACUAACCACUGUGCCAGCGAAGUGCUUCUGAGAAUAUAGAUUGAGAAACCGCUGAGCGUAACUUACAGAGUAUUGGAAAAUUUAAGAACUAAUUAAACAAGUCUUUUCAAAAAUGAGUCAAGAACCCGAUGCCUCUGAUAAGGAUUUUCUAAUGAUUCGGUAUUUGUCUGAUAAUGUCGUCGUGCCUGAUCUUCGGAAAGAAACGACUGGCGACAGAGAUGAUCAAGAGGACGAUGUCGAGGAUGACGAUGACACCUUGUUUAACUUGAACCAGAAUUUGGGCAAAGACAAAACCAACUGCCACACGUCCAUUGAAGAACAUGUGGUAUUCCUGAACGAGCGGAGCAAGUCGUCCACAACGAUGGUCAGGCGACACAGUUCAAUGACCAGGAAGAAACAGUUCAUGGAGAACACAUACAGGAUGGAGCCAAAGCCUGGUCAAUAUUUUAUCUGGUGGAAGGUAAGGAAUGCCAUCAACAAGCUGCUGACGCCUGUCUUCGACAACUUAAAAUACGACGCCAAGAUAGCACCAACUCUGUGCAAGACUAUUUCUAGCAAAUGUGUUAGUCUGAUCAGACGACGCUUUGAUUAUCCCCGCUAUCGUUUUGUGUGUCACGUGACCUUGGUGCAGCUACGUCGACAGGGGAUUAUCAUCAGUGACCGCAGCCUGUGGAACACAGCAGUGGACAACUAUGCAGUAUGUCUGUUCAAAAACAGAACAGCAGUGUGUGUGGUGACACUGCAUGGAAUUUAUAUGGAGUAGAGCAUACACAUUUGGAAUAACAAUCUCAGCAUAGUGAGAUUAACUUAUCUCACCAUAAAAA